This is a messenger RNA of Scedosporium apiospermum, 4473 nucleotides long. RefSeq lists its product as uncharacterized. The transcript is spliced from 10 exons. Bases 1 to 4473 code for a protein of 1490 amino acids. The record is from RefSeq and is a predicted model, not a curated record. NCBI's taxonomy places the organism in Eukaryota, Fungi, Ascomycota, Sordariomycetes, Microascales, Microascaceae.
AUGACUUGGGGCCCGGCCCGCCAGCCCGGCAUAUUCUGGGACCCUAGGGAACGCCCACCCCCGCAUCACCCCCAUGCAGAGUUUCUCAGUUCUGAUCCAUGGCGUCAGCAAGAAUGGAGCCCACAGCGGCCCCGAAUUGAACCCGAGAGCCCCUGGUACCAGGUGGACGAGACUAUUGGGGUCUCUCUCGAAAAUGCGCCCGCCCCGAGCGACGGAUUCCUGCCGCCCGUCUCUGUCUCGGUGAACGCGAGCAUCACCCACGACACGGCCAAGGUCACAGUCACUCAAGAGUUCAUGAACAGUACUCACAGCCUCAUCCCAAAGGCCAGAUACACGUUUCCAUUGCCGCCUGGUAGUAGCGUUGUCGACUUUUCUUGCCGCAUUGGCAGGGAUAGACUUCUGAGAGGAAAGGUAAAACCCAAAGCUGCGGCGAGAGAGACCUUUCAAGAGGCUGUUAGGCAAAACCAGGCAGCGGGGCUACUGGACCAGAAUUCUCCAGAACUCUUCACGACGACGCUCGGGAAUCUUCCCGCCGAUAUCCCAAUCAAGGCUACGCUGUCGUUCAUUGUGCUUCUCAAACACAGUCUCAAACGAGACAGCAGUGGGACCCAUAUGACUUUUGUACUUCCAACGUACAUUGCUCCUCGGUACGGGACGGCCCCUAGUGUGAUCGACCACUUGUUAAACCGAAGCGCGAGUCUAGCUACCCUGUCGUUCUCUGUAGACAUCUUGGCUGCGAGUGGUAUUCUCGCACUGACGUGUCCUUCGCAUACGAGCUCUGAUAUCCAGAUUGGCGUCGCAAGACACCGGCGCUGGAACGAUUUCGUCGCCAAUCGCGUAACGCCAGACUUCAGGUACGCCACCGUGAGGCUUCCAGACGAUACAACCUGCCUAGAUCGCGAUUUUACAUUGGAUAUCUGCAUAACAUCUGCGGAGGUUCCAGAGAGGCCAUUUGCAUGCCUAGAGAAGCACCCAGAGUUUCCCGGCCAGUCAGCUCUGAUGCUGACAAUUCCGCCAAAAUAUCUACUUGGGCCCUCCGGAGAGUAUCCCGGCGGCGAGAUUGUCUUCGUAGCAGACAGGUCCGGGUCCAUGCGGGACAAAAUCGACGCUCUCAAAAAGGCGAUGGAGUUCUUCCUCGCAGCACUCCCGCCCGGCUCCAGUUUCAACAUCUGCAGUUUUGGGACUUACUUUACGCGACUCUGGUCGCAUUCCCAGCCUUAUAACGCGGCCAACUGCCAAGCUGCCGAAGCACAUGUCAUGACUCAAUUUCGAGCCGAUAUGGGCGAGACGAAGAUUCUCGGCGCGCUGAAGCAGGUGGUGGCGAGCCGAGGUGGCUUUGGGAACACUGAUGUGAUUGUCCUUACGGAUGGCCAGAUCUGGGACCUGCAGGAGACUAUCGAGUUUGUAAAGCAGACUAGGAAGGACACCGCUGGCCAAGUCCGGUUCUUUUCACUUGGCAUAGGAAAUGCCGUCUCGCACGAGUUGGUGGAAGGCAUCGCCAAGGCUGGUGGAGGAUACGCCGAGGUGAUCCAGACGGCGAGUCGGGGUGGCUGGGAAGGUAGAAUGCUGGCUAUUCUUGAGGCGGCAAAGGAACCCCAUGCUUUUCCAAGGUGGAUUGGGAUUAACUGGGUUGACGAAAAUGAUGAAGCGCAUAUGCUUGAUGACACGAGCAACGAGACUUUCCAGUCACCUCUUGACAUAUCCAUGCUCAGUCCCUUCAUGAGAAACCGGGUCCUUGUACUACUCAACCACCACCGUGAAUCUGCCGUCCCUCGAGCGGUAUGGAUCAACUGCAGCCGACCCGGAAUGGACGAAGAAUCCGUAGAAGUUCCCGUUACCGUUGCCGAAACGCCAGAUACCAUCAUCCAUAAAUUUGCGGCGCGAGCUCUCCUAGGUGAUCUAGAGCGUGGCGAGAGUUACAUCCACACAAGGCCUAACGCGCCAGGUAGAGACUCCGCCGAGGAAAGGGAGCUGGUAAGGCGUGAGGGAGAGAAGCUCGGCUGCAAGUGGUCGCUGGUGUCGAAGUGGACUAGCUUCGUUGCGGUAGAGGAAGCCGUGGAUGAGGAUCCGAUAGACGAAGACUCGCUCAUGGAUGGAGAUCCAGUGGGAGGACGUGGCGCCAUUGGAGAAGGCAGGAGAUUGAAUCUUCUGCGUCCGAGAGGAGACCGGAAUGUCACCCGGCGAAUAGAGGGGCAUGCUGAACAGAUUGAGUCCGAUGACGAGACCAGAGACGCAUCUGGUGACGAACCUGAUACAGGCUCUGAUCGAAAUGGGCGCCACCGAGGAGAUGACAGUAACGACUCGGACGACGACCAAGGGGGAGGCCCAUGUCACGGAAAUGCUGGCAAGAGGGAUGCUGGUCCUGAGUCGCGAGGUGACCAUGACGGAUCAUACCGAGAGAAGAGGUCACAUUCUCGCUCGGAGCCUGAGGUGGGCAGUCAACAGGGGUCAUCACAGAGCAUGGGUGGAAGAAACCUUGGAGGUGCCGUCGCACACGGAGCGAGCAUUAUCGGUCCCGCAACGACAACAAAUUUUGGAAACCCUGUGCGGCAUCGCGCUCUAGGCGUCGACGACAUCUUCUUCGAUACGAAAAUAUCAUUCCUCAGCUCCGCCAAGCUCCGAAGCAAGCCCAAGCCGUCAACCUUUGAGCAAUUUUCGAAUGACCAAAAGUCUUUCUCGGACAAGAGGAUUCCCAUAAACAGCUUGUCUCCCGUACACGAUCCGUUCGACACAUUCGGCAUGGACGACGUGGAUGAGACGGGCAAAAAAACUUCCACAGACAAAGAGUUUUCUAAGCGCAAGAAGCUCAAGCGUUUCUCGUACGACGCGAACGACGCGAGGGGAACUGGCCGUACGGAAACGCUAAGAGAGUCACUCAAAAGAUCUGCCGUCAACACGGAGCUCAGCACCGCCUCGGCGAUCACGGCCCCAAGGAACAACCUUCCGGCUGCAUCUGCCAUUCACUUCGCAGACCCCGUAAUCAACACGGAUCUGAUUGAGCGAGGGAAGCGCGAACUUAUCAGACUCCUCCUGCCAUUGCAAGAUCUCCUCUCCGGCAAGUUCUACAAAGAAACCCCAUGGAGAAGGGAGGUGACGAUGGAGAGCGUUCUGGGCAAAGCCUGCGAGUCUUUUGCUCUUGCCUCAAUGUUGGAGUACCGCAAAAUAAUCCCUGGAUUCCCUUCGAAGAAUCCCGGGACUCAGGAUGCAAUCUCGAGAACAGUGAACCAGCUCCUCCUCAACGGCGACACGGACCCCGGGGUCAAGGCCACCGUGCCGCAUUGUAACGCCAAUUUGUGGGCCGAGUCUAUCCCGGCCGCACCAGCACAUGUCCUCAACCCCACAACACCUCUACGAAAGGGAACAACGAGCCAACCGCUUCCCCAUGAUGGCAUGGCAGCGGAACUCGCGAGUGCUGAGGAAGAUCUCGUCGCCGCGGCCGCGCAGCAUUUCUCAUCCAACUGCGGUGCUUCGGUCUUGGGGUUUCAGUUCCCGCCUGACUCCUCCCUCCUAUGGGUGAAAUACUCGCUAGAUGGGGAUAAUAUGAGAGCUCAAGCCAGGACGCAGGCGUUUGCCUUCCACCAGCUAGCCCGGGAGGGCAUAGGCCGGGACAAGAGGGUUCGAGUUCCGGAAAUCUACCAGGUCUUCGAAAGCGAAAUAGCCGAGGCCGGCCACCCUCAUCGCUACGUGUUCAUAGUUAUGGAGUACAUCCCCGGUAUCUCCGUCAGGGAUGCUCUCUAUGAGCACGGGGAACACCAUUCCAGACUAUAUAAGGUCGCCGAUGCGCUGGCAGCCCUUGUUGACCUGCCCCCUCCACCGGACGCUCGGCCGGGCCCGGUUGGGGGAGGCCUAAUAAGGAAUUUUACCUUUGCUAAAGAGUACGAAGAACAUGAAUCCGACGCACCGCGAGAAUUCCUAGACCUUAAAGACCUCGAGGACUACGUCAAUAAGGCAAACGUUGUUGUAAAUUCCGGCCUUGUUGCAGAUUUUAUGUCCGAGGGCCUCUCUCUAUGCUACUGCGACCCAAACCUUCAAAACUUCCUCAUCUUACCUGGCAGCGCGUAUGCGGACGACAUCUACGUCAUCGACUUUGAGCACACUAGCUGGCUGCCGCGCUGCUUCCUCUCCUUUGAGCUCCAGAAGCAGGCAUUGUUCGACUUGGACGAGCGCCUCGAUCUAAAGGCCGAGAGAUUGAACGAUUGCCUUGUCGAGGAAUCGAGCAUCGAGAUUCUCGUGAGAGAGAAACGGCACCGAGAGCUAACUCGGAGGAGGAGAGAUCGACAAAACAGCCUAGCAGGGGUGGAAAUAGCGCCGGAGCUUACCAAAGUGAAGGUGGAUAUCCAAGCAAGCCGCAUUGGUAGCAUUGAUGCGGGUGGCCGACGCCCGACACACAAAGAAGUCAAAUCAUUGGUUUUCGGCGGCAAGGAUUUCGGCGGACUACUUUUCGAGCAGAUGGACAUAACCAAGCCGUUGUGA